UAUCUUUAAAGUAUUUCCAAUUCUGCAAAAUGCUAGAUACCAGAACAUUUUCAUAUAAGAAAUAUUUAACUGAAGCUGUCAUAGCUUUAGCAUGUGUGUUUAUUUUUUGUGAAUAUUUACUAUAUUACCUUGUGCUUAUUCAGUGUGCAUGGCCAGUUUUGGAACCACAUAAAACUGAUACAACAAUUACUGAAUCCACACCAGAAGAAACUCCGGUACAUGCAAUGUUUAUAGCAGAUACUCAUUUAUUGGGCUCAAAAAAUGGACAUUGGUUUGAUAAAUUAAAAAGAGAAUGGCAAAUGUAUAGAGCAUUCCAAACUAUGGUUACUCUUCAUAAACCAGACAUAAUUUUUAUAUUAGGUGAUUUAUUUGAUGAAGGACAGUGGAGUAGUUCAGCAGAAUUUGACCAAUAUAUACAAAGAUUUCAUUCAUUGUUUUCAGUACCUAAACACACUCAUCUUUAUGUUGUUGCUGGAAAUCAUGAUAUUGGAUUUCAUUAUGCUAUUACACCAUACUUAAAUCAACGAUUCGUAAAUGGUUUGAAGUCACCAAGUGUGAAAAGAGUUAGUAUUAGAGGGAAUCACUUUGUCCUAAUUAAUAGUAUGGCAUUGGAAGGAGAUGGGUGCUUUUUGUGUCGUCCUACAGAAAUUGCAUUAAAUAAAAUUUCCACACAUUUAAAAUGUGCUAAAGAUAUGGGAAGUAGUUGUAACAAAGAUAAUGCAAUUUCGAGAUACAGCAGACCAAUUAUUUUACAGCAUUAUCCAAUGUAUCGUGAGUCUGAUGAAAUUUGCAAUGAACCUGAUCAAGCACCAGAUGAAAUAAAAGAUAUAAAAUUUAGGGAACGAUGGGAAUGUUUAUCAAAGGAAGCAUCUGAGCAACUUUUAGAUAUAUUGAAUCCAAGACUGAUCAUUAACGGUCAUACUCAUCAUGGUUGUAGAAGAAUACAUAGAAAAGAUAUAUUAGAAUUUACAAUACCAUCUUUCAGUUGGCGUAAUAAGGAUAAUCCUUCACUUUUACUAGGUGUAUUUACCCCCAAUAAUUAUUCUGUAUCAAAAUGUUACAUGCCUGUGGAAUCUACAGAGAUCAAAAUUUAUGUUAUCAGUGUAGUGUGUAUAUUUAUAUAUUUUAUCAUAAAAUGUAGAUUGAAACAAAAUCGAUAUUAUCUUUUAAAGUUUCAUUAAAGACAUGUUUCUAUUUAUUA
This is a messenger RNA of Bombus huntii, 1201 nucleotides long. RefSeq names its product metallophosphoesterase 1 (gene PGAP5). The transcript is spliced from 9 exons. NCBI's taxonomy places the organism in Eukaryota, Metazoa, Arthropoda, Insecta, Hymenoptera, Apidae. Gene Ontology annotation, molecular function: hydrolase activity. Bases 30 to 1181 code for a protein of 383 amino acids. Gene Ontology annotation, biological process: GPI anchor biosynthetic process. The record is from RefSeq and is a predicted model, not a curated record.